AUUUCAAGUUGUCCUAGUCCACUCAAGGAUCUCAAACACUGCGGAACAUUUCGGAAAUAUAACCCAAAUCAACGUUGAAACAUGGCCAAAACGGUGGCACAAAGCUAUGAUAAAACCAUACUUUUCAUAAAAAUAUCUUCGGCCGUUUGUGGCGCGAAUGUUUUGAAUCCUGCCUACAGGAUGAAUAUCCUUACCUGGAUUGUUAUUGUGUGUAUAAAUUUGUAUUAUGUCUUUACUGGCUAUACGCUCUAUGUGAAUAUCUAUGUAGAAAAGGAUUGGCCGAAUGUAUUGCAAGUCCUGUGCUAUUUGGGUAGUGCGGUGCAGGGUUACUGCAAACUCCUCAAUGCCAUCCACAACAAGGAGUCUCUGCGAUUUUUGGAUCAGGAGUUACGUGAAAUCUAUCUCGAAUACGAUCAAAAGCAUGCCGAUUAUCGCUAUUGUCUCAAGACGACCAUUGAUCGGGCGAAUAAAUUCAUUAAAUUUAUGAUAAUUUUUCAAAUUUUAAUAUCGGGUAGUCUGAUUGGUGUGGCACCAUUCUAUCGCCUGGUAUUCAAUCAGCGGAUUUUCGUAAUGCAAUUUCUGCUGCCCGGUGUAGAUCCAUCGACGGAAUAUGGUUAUUUCGUCAUGAACUGUAUGCACUGUAUUUGCAUAAUAUUCGGAUCGUUUGGGAAUUUCGCGGCGGAUUUGUUCUUUUUCGUCGUUGUCAGUCAUGUGCCAAUGUUUAAGGAUAUUUUGACGUGUAAAUUUCAUGAUUUAAAUGAUCUUCUGGAGGAGGAGGUUGCAGAUAAUGAGAAUAAUAAUAAUAAUAAUCGUAUUAAAGAUGUGAGGGAGGAUUUUCGAUCUUUGCUUAUAGAUAUUUUUAAGUGGCAUCAACGGUAUUUGAGAUUCAUCGCCAUUGUAAAGGAGAAUUAUUUUUGGGUUCUUUUGGUGGAAAUGGGCACAGUGGCCCUUAGCUUGGCCUCAACUCUGUUCUGCUUAAUUUUGGGAACUUGGCCGGGAGGCCAAUCGUACUUGGCAUAUUGCUUUAUAAUGUUGUACAUCUAUUGUGGUCUGGGAACGGUGGUUGAAGUGACUAACGAUGGCUUUAUUGAUUCCUGUUACACUGAGAUCAUUUGGUACAAGCUGCCCGUUUCGCAGAGGAAAAUGUUACGAAUGAUGCUGAUGAUGGCCCAGAAUACAGACGGCCUAACAAUUGGCUCUGUUAUUCCCCUCUCCAUGAAUACGGGUCUACAGCUGACCAAAACUAUUUACACCAUGACAAUGAUGUUGAUUAAUUUUCUUGAGUGAAUGGCACUGUGCAAGUUUUUAAAACCACCUGAGAUGGAUAGCUUGCACCUUUAGUAGUAUGCACCCGGUAGCUGUAUUUAUCAAAAGAAAUCCAUGCCUUGAGACGUCUAUGGAUAAUUUACUAAUCACUUAAUAAAAUAAUAUAAAAAAGGGAACAAUCACAAAAAUACAGGUAGCCCUAAGACACCUAAUAAAAAUUCCCUGAGAUCGCUUUCAGCUCUUCUA
Molecule: messenger RNA, 1512 nt
Organism: Musca domestica (house fly)
Lineage: Eukaryota; Metazoa; Arthropoda; Insecta; Diptera; Muscidae
Product: odorant receptor 67d-like
Exons: 4
Coding region: 82-1287 (401 amino acids)
Biological process (GO): detection of chemical stimulus involved in sensory perception of smell; sensory perception of smell
Cellular component (GO): plasma membrane
Molecular function (GO): olfactory receptor activity; odorant binding
Source: RefSeq, a predicted model, not a curated record